Biomphalaria glabrata is the source of this 1575-nucleotide messenger RNA. RefSeq lists its product as uncharacterized. The transcript has 7 exons. Gene Ontology annotation, molecular function: hydrolase activity. NCBI's taxonomy places the organism in Eukaryota, Metazoa, Mollusca, Gastropoda, Planorbidae. Gene Ontology annotation, cellular component: mitochondrion. The record is from RefSeq and is a predicted model, not a curated record. Bases 220 to 1368 code for a protein of 382 amino acids.
AACUCCACACUUCAGUCGCCAUGUCUUAGAAAUUUAAACUCCCCUCUUAAACUUUUAGUUUUUUACUUUAGAAUAUAGAAAACCAGAAGUAUAGUUUUUUAGUUUUAUAAUAAGACAAAAAAACAAAACACAAAAUGAUUUAUAGAUCUUUUUAAAAACAAAAACCUUGAUGCUUAGUCAAGGAGUCAGGUCAGCUAGUGAAAGGACCAUGCCUACACAAUGGGCAACUGUAUGUUUCGAUGCGGCUACACUCUGUACGCUGACACCUGCAUAGGCAGAUGCAUCCACAACAAGUUCAUCCACUCCUUUCAGAAGCAAUUUGGGACAGAUGCCGUCCAUUCAAAAUUAACUCCCUUCAUCUUCAACGAUCUUCUCAUAAUGCCCAUCCCUGUCCUGGUCAACAACUACGCCUACAUGGUAGCCGACCUCAGCAACAACAACUAUGUACUUGUUGACGUUGGAGAUGCGACCAUGAUCAGCAAGAUCAAAGAGGCGCCCGACGCCAUACUGACAACUCAUAAACACUGGGACCACAGCGGCGGCAACCGACAAAUGAGGCGAGUCUUCCCAAAGUUAAAAAUCUACGGCGGGACACUGGACCACGUGCCGGACAGUACUGAUGGCGUGAAUGACAAAGACGUGCUGAUGUUCAACCGCCUUAAAUUUACAGCAAUGUGGACGCCUGGUCACACGCGUGGACACAUUGUGUGGCGACUGAGUGGCGAGGAGUUUGGUGUGGCUGACAGCAUCUUCUCAGGAGAUCAUCUAAUGCUGGCUGGCUGUGGUGCUGCUUUUGAAGGCUCAAUAAAACAAAUGAUUAACUCCCUUGAAUUGCUCAAUCUGCUACCACCUGAGACGUUGGUGUGGCCUGGUCAUGAGAUGGGGCUGGAGAACUUGGAGCUGGCGGCCUACAUCGAGCCUGACAACAUAGACACCAUCCUGAAACUGGUCUGGGCCACAAGCAGACGUGACCUUAUGCUCUGCACAUGUCCUUCAAGAAUGGGCGAAGAGAAGCGCUACAACCCCUUCCUCAGAACCAGGGACCCCCAGCUGUGGAAGGCCCUCGGUAUACACGAGAAGAUCAAGAACGCUGCACCGCCCUUGGAGCAGUCGGACAUUGGAGUCCUCUGCUUUGACUGGAUCGUGGAGCGCGGCUCCGAGCUCCGGAGGGCCAAGCGAGCACUGUCGGAGCGCGAACGGGAUACCUCUCCGGCCGGAAACAAAACUGCAGUGGCUAUUCAGACCCGGGUCCCGCACCAAGAGGACGGAGAGAACGCUUACUACAUGGUGGACCUGUCCACUGAUCACGACAUCUUCCCGGACUCGGCCACUGAUUCUGUCCCUGAGGUAGAUCACUUAAAAACUUAACAGGUUUUUGUUGAAAGGGCUAGGUUUUGGAAGCAACCAAAAAAAAAAAAAAUACUAGAAUAGAAUAGAAUAGUGUGGAAAAAAAAAAUCUUAAAGAAUAAGUCCUAGCUUCUUUUAGUUUUUUAAGUUUCAAAAACAUGUAAUGAACUCUCUUACUUGUAGGCAAUGUUAUAGGUUAAAAUAGGAAAUAAAGAAGCCAAUGUUUAA